Messenger RNA from Actinia tenebrosa (Australian red waratah sea anemone), 2050 nucleotides. RefSeq names its product gephyrin. Gene Ontology annotation, biological process: Mo-molybdopterin cofactor biosynthetic process. Gene Ontology annotation, cellular component: cytosol; cytoplasm. The record is from RefSeq and is a predicted model, not a curated record. Gene Ontology annotation, molecular function: molybdopterin molybdotransferase activity. NCBI's taxonomy places the organism in Eukaryota, Metazoa, Cnidaria, Anthozoa, Actiniaria, Actiniidae.
UUUGGUUUCCAGUCCAUCUCAUCCAACAGAUCCAAGAUGGCGGACGAAGGAAUAGCUGUUGGAAUUCUUACAGUGAGUGACAGAUGCUUUCAAGGCAAGGCAGAAGACAGAAGUGGGCCGAACUUGACCAAACUAGUCCUCGAAGCAAAAGAGUUAAAUGUCAAGCAAAUAGAGCACGACUGUGUCCAAGAUAGCGUUUCUGAGAUAAAGAAAAUCUUGUGCAAAUGGAGUGAUGUUGACAAGCUUCAGCUGAUCAUUACGACAGGUGGAACAGGAUUUUCACCUCGUGAUGUAACCCCUGAGGCAACAAGUCAAGUUAUCCAUCGUAUAUCACCAGGUUUAUCACAGCACAUGAUAGCAGAAUCCCUUAAAGUCACUCCACUUGCUGUUCUAUCAAGGCCUGUUUGUGGAAUGAGAAAUAAAACUCUGAUUAUUAAUCUACCAGGCAGCAUCAAGGGCUCACAGGAGUGUUUUCAGUUCAUCCUUCCAGUCCUCCCCCAUGCCUUGGAUAUUAUAAAUGGCUCCCCAAAAGCAACUGCAACACAUAAUGCUAUGGCAGCAAAAACACCUUCAAGCAAGGAUGCACCUGUACACGUUUGUCCUCACAACGCUGGACGAGAUUUAAGCAAAGUGGCUGAAAGAGAUCGUCAUUCUCCAUACCCACUGAUGCCUAUGGACAAAGCAACCAGUGCCGUGAUGGAACAAGCCAAUCAUCUUGGCGCACACUUGAUUGAUGUACAAGAUGGAUUAGAUUGUGUUCUGGCAGAGGAUGUUUGUUCAGAAGCUCCAUUUCCUCCGUUCCCUGCUUCUAUCAAAGAUGGCUAUGUCUUAGCUUCAGAUGGACCAGGAGUUCGCAAAGUUGUUGGUCCGGUGACAGCAGGUGAAAUUGGAAAAACUGAAGUCAAGGUGAAGAUCUUGUCAACUCCCAAAGUUGGACAGGAUAUAAGGCCCAUUGGGUUUGACAUUUCCUCUGGAGAGCUGGUUCUAAGCAAAGGAGAGGUCCUGGGUCCUGCGGAGCUUGGUUUGUUGGCCACAGUUGGUGUUACCCAGGUAUCUGUUUUCAAGAAGCCCAAGGUUGCUAUCCUUUCAACUGGUAAUGAGAUUGUCCAACCCACAGGAAGCCCAAAGGCUGGUCAAAUCAGGGACAGCAACAAGACAACACUAACAGCAGCUGUGAAGAAAGAAGGGUUUGAUGUUAUUGACCUGGGAAUAGCUCGAGAUAAUCCUGAAAGUCUUGAAGCUACUCUUACCAAGGGUUUGUCUGAAGCAGAUGUUGUCAUAUCAUCUGGGGGUGUGUCUAUGGGUGAAAAGGACCUUCUCAAGCCAGUUCUUGAAGACAAACUUGGGGCUACUAUUCACUUUGGUAGAGUUUUCAUGAAACCAGGGAGAGAUGCGCGGCCAGUUGACCAGUUUUUCUCUGAGGGCAUCAGCCACAACCGAUGAAUUACCAAAUCGCCGUUCUAGGGUUUUCAUAGCUUCUCGGUAGGCAGAGGCAGAUGGAACAAACUGGUAGCCUUCAACAACCUUCUUUGGUUCUCCAGCCAGGUACUGUUGCAAGUAUAGGAUUCGCUCGCUGUCGCUUGACGUGCGUCUCUCAAUUACAGUUUGGAAGGCAGCCUUCCAUGUUGGCCACUCUAGGGGGUUUCCGGUGAAGACGUUCAACUUAGGGGAUGGUAACCUGGAUGCUUGAAUGCCUUCUGCUAUCGAUAAACYUAUGUCUUGUGCUGACUGGAAAGUGUGGACUUGACUGGUUAAGGUCUGUGGCGUUGACACUUGGAUUGGACCCUUGUAUAUCCUUGGUGGUUGAAUGGGUGCGCUGUUUUCUAAAUAGCAUGCAGGAUGGUUAAACCGAUAAAAGAAGCAUCAGUUCCAAAUCAUCACUUAAACAAAGGGCUUCUUAUUUUUGUUGUGGAAUAAUAGAGUAUUAUUUUUUCCUUUCCUUUCCUUUCCUUUCCUUUCUUUUCCUAUUCAAAAUAUCCUCUUAAUAUUUCUGAUGUGCAAGAAUAAAUGUUUUGAAUAAGAUAAGAGUGUAGUUGUCAUACCACAUUAC